Molecule: messenger RNA, 3804 nt
Organism: Zeugodacus cucurbitae (melon fly)
Lineage: Eukaryota; Metazoa; Arthropoda; Insecta; Diptera; Tephritidae
Exons: 15
Coding region: 19-3654 (1211 amino acids)
Source: RefSeq, a predicted model, not a curated record
GGUUCAGUACGCGCAGAAAUGUCGAAUACAAACGAUCGUCAAUUGGCAAAAAAGUUGCGAACGCAGCAACAAAGUGUCACACGCUACAACGCUUUACGCGGUCUUACGACGUCUUUAACCGUCGCGUUAUUUCUGUUUACGCUCUGUCUUCGUCUGGAUACGAGCGCGGCGCGAACGGCGGAUGUGUUGAAAGUGGAGCUGUCGCAUGGCGGAGUCCUUGUUGGGCGCCAUCGGACCUCCCAUAGUGGCCGCCAUAUACGCGCCUUUAUGGGUGUGCCGUAUGCGCUGCCGCCGAUGGGCGAGCUGCGCUUCAAGCCACCUGUGGCGUAUGGUGCGUGGGCUGGAGAAAAACAUGUAACAAAAGAUGCGCCAAUUUGUAUGCAACGUGAUCCCUAUCGGCGUGAUAUGGAAAUUGAAGGUAGUGAAGAUUGCCUCUAUCUAAAUGUGUAUACGCCAGAGGAACACAAUCAAACGAGCCCUUUACCGGUUAUGAUCUAUUUUCAUGGUGGUGGCUUUCAAUGUGGUGCCGGCGUUAGCAGCUUUUAUGGACCCGAAUUUCUACUCGAUCGCGACGUAAUUUUGGUGAUCGGCAACUAUCGUGUUGGACCACUCGGUUUCCUAAGCACAGAAACGCUAGAUUGUCCUGGCAAUUUCGGUUUGAAAGAUCAAGUGGAGAUUUUACGUUGGGUACAGGCAAAUAUAGCUGCUUUCGGUGGAGAUCCACAGAGUGUAACCAUUUUCGGCAAUAGUGCGGGUGGCGCUAGUGUUACAUACCAUAUGCUCUCGAACUCUUCGAAGGGUCUCUUUCACAAAGCCAUUAUACAAUCGGGCACCUAUUACAAUCCUUGGGCGCAACCACAGUACAAGGGUAUCUCGGCCAGGCGCACACGCCAAGCCGCACAAUUAGUGGGCUGUGAUGAUAAGGCAAAUUGGCCGGAACUCUUGAGCUGCUUGCGUAGCGCGAGUGCUGAAAAAGUUGUUACCACCGUCUACCAGUUGUUCGAAUGGGACUUUGAUCCCAUGGUGCCAUAUCAACCAGUUGUGGAGCCACCACAUGAGGGCGCUUUCCUCACUGUGUCACCACGCGAAGUCGACCUACCGCAUGGUUUCUCGCUACCAAUUAUGAUUGGUGCCACCUCUGAGGAAGGUCUGCUUAAGACGGCGCCACUGCUUAAUCUGCCUGGUCUUUUGGAUGACUAUAAGCAAAAUUUUGAUACGAUACUACCGAUUGAACUGCAAUACGAUCAUCAUGCACCAGAAGUGCGUGAAGAGAUUACGCGUAAAAUUGUCGAAUUCUACUUCAAGGAGGGUCACAACUAUGAUAAAUAUAAUUACCAAAAUAUAACUGAUCUCAUCUCAGAUGGCUGGUUUAUUGCGGGGAUCGAUGAGUAUAUACGCCAACGCCUUGUGGCUGAAAAAUCUCUAAAAAUGCCUCCCUUUUAUGUGUAUCUCUUCGAACAUCGCAGCCCUGCGAGUUUCUCUGAACUCUUUAAAGGCGGCAGAGAGGAUUAUUAUGGUGCUUGUCACGCUGAAGAGCUACAAUAUCUAUUCCCCGUAGCUCAAGAGUUAUUUGUCAGUGCUUCCCCCACAAAAUCUGAUAGAGAUCUGCGCGAAGCUAUGCUCAAUAUGUGGGUUAAUUUUGCGAAAGAAGGCAAUCCCACUCCGGCGAACUCACAACUAACACACUGGGACCCAACAACUGGUUAUCCGGUAAACUAUGCGCGCUUGGGACACAAAACACCCGAGGAGUUCACCAUUCUACAAAUGGAACGUGACAUAUAUGGCGAUCGCGUUGAUUUUUGGCAUAAACUUAAAGCACAUAUUCCAGCCGAGGAGCGCAAGGUCACACGGAAGGAUGAAUUGUUUAGAAAUAUAGUUAUACCGACAAUGGCUUUGAACUAUUUAGUGUUUGCUAUAUUUUUUCUACUCGCUUGUAGUGAUUUGUAUAUAUUCACCACUGCCCGUAUAUCUGAGGUCUUAAAAGUGCAAUUACCACAUGGCGGUGUGCUGGUAGGGCGUCACUGGACCUCACAUAAAGGACGUAAUGUACGUGCCUUUCUAGGUGUGCCUUAUGCGCUGCCGCCUGUGGGCAAUUUGAGAUUUAAACCACCAGUACCGUAUGGCUCUUGGUCUGGCGAGCGUCUAGCGAUAAGAGAUUCACCGCCAUGCAUACAACGCGAUCCAUUCACACGUCAAACAGAAAUCAUCGGCAGUGAAGACUGUCUUUAUCUCAAUGUCUAUACGCCAGAGAAACCGCGAACAUCGAAACCCUUACCGGUUAUGUUUUAUAUUCAUGGAGGUGGUUUUAUUAGCGGCUCAGGCAUAUGCAGCUACUAUGAGCCAGAUUAUUUAUUAGAUCACGAUAUAAUAUUGGUUAUCGGCAACUAUCGAUUGGGUCCACUCGGUUUCCUAAGCACCGAGACUUUGGAUUGUCCCGGCAAUUUUGGUUUAAAAGAUCAGACGGAGGGUUUACGUUGGGUACACAAUAAUAUUGCCGCAUUCGGUGGUGAUCCGAACAGUGUAACUAUUUUUGGUAAUAGUGCUGGUGGCGCUAGUGUUACAUAUCAAUUGGUAACGAGCCUGUCGAAAGGACUCUUCCACAAAGCUAUUGUUCAGUCUGGUUCAUAUUACAAUCCUUGGGCGCAGCCAGAGCAUAAAGGUACACCCGCAAAGCGUGCACGGAAGCUCGCACAAAUGGUUGGCUGUAAUCCUGAUGGAAAUUGGCAAGCCAUAUUGCGUUGCUUACGCACUAAAGAAGCCAGCGAUAUCGUUGCUAGACUCUAUGAUUUUUUCGAAUGGGACUUUGACCCCAUGGUACCAUUUCAACCCGUCGUUGAGCCUCCACAUGAGGGUGCAUUCCUUACCGUUUUACCACGUGAUGGCGGUAUGCCACAUGGUUUCUCCUUGCCACUUAUGAUUGGUAUUACCUCGGAAGAGGGUUUACUGAAAACUGCGCCUGUACUUACUAUACCUGGUCUCUUGACUGAUUAUAAGCAUCAAUUUCAAAAAAUUCUACCAAUUGAACUGCAAUACGACCAUCACACACAGGAAGUACAAGAGGAGAUCACACAUAAAAUAGAGCAGUUUUACUUCAAAGAAGGGCAUAACCAUGACAAAAACAAUCAUCAAAAUUUUACAGACCUUUUAUCUGACGGAUGGUUUGUAGCUGGUAUCGACGAGUACAUUAAGCAGCGGGUAGAAGCUCAGAACUCAAAUCAGUUACCGCCCUUUUACGUAUACGUCUUCGAACACCGUAGCGCCUCUAGUUACUCCGAAAUUUUCGGUGACAGUGACGAUUUCUUAGGUGCCAGCCAUGGUGAUGAACUGCAAUUUCUCUUUCAGUUAAAUUUUAGACAGUUCGUAAGCUCACCUCCCACCGAGAACGACAUUGAGUUGCGUGAGGCCAUACUGCAAAUGUGGGUAAACUUCGCUGUAUAUGGUAAUCCAACGCCUGCAGAUUCUAACUUAACUCGCUGGGAACCCGUCACGGGUUAUCCUGUCAAUUAUGCACGUUUGGGCCACAAGGCACCUGAAGAAUUUACGGUUCUACAAAUGGAACGUAAUAUUUAUGGCGAUCGUAUGAAUUUCUGGCGAAAACUCAAAGCGCACAUUCCAGCAGAACAACGGAAGCAACAAUUACGAGACGAAUUAUAAAUCGAGUAUCUACAGUUUGUUCGUAUUUUACUACUUUAUGCGUCGGGAAUGACGAGCUUUCACAUAUUUUGGUGAUAUCUUUUUUUUUUGUAACUUUAACUUUGUGGUUUCUGGGUUUUAAUAAAUUCUAUAUGAUAGCUUCCCAUCGAA